UUGCAUGGCCUCGACGUUGAUCCCGUUCCAAAAUUUUUAUUCCUUUGGGCCGCUGGUGUUUUUAUGUGAUAUUAACGACAUUAUAUUUCGUGAUGGUGUUCUCUAAAAGGCCAUGGAUUUGAUGAAAACGGAAUAUGAGUUCCUAGACUUAUCAGAUGUGAAAGAAGCGGAACUAAGUAGUCUGCAGUGUGCACUGUUCGAGCGGAAGACCGACACGUCGGCGUACACAGCCACUGUCGGUUGGAUUGAACCUGCUAUAGAUAUAUCAUCGUGUUCGUCGAGCACGGCGGGUCCGCCGACCGUGUCGAGCAGCCUGGACAGCCUGUCGGGCGGCGAGUGCGAGAUGGCGCCCCACUCGCCGCAGCGCGGGGGCGCGGGCGCCGGGCCGCCGCACGCGCAGCCCUACGUGCAGCAGCCGCCCGCCUACCCGCCGCCGCAGCACCACCAGUGGCCCGUCGCGCCGCCCAACGUGUACGUCAGCCAGGUCACCGCCAACGUCAACGUGCACGGCUACAUGGGCCAGUACUACCAGCCGCCGCAGCCGCAGUACGUGCCGCCGCCGCAGCUCGAUAGGCCGCCGCGCGGGCAUCGCCGGGAGCGCCGCGGCAAGCGUGUGCCCUCGCCGCCGCCGCCGCAACCGCCGCCCUACUACCUGCAGUACCCGCAGUACUACCCCGCCGCCCAGGCGCAGGGCGCGCCGCUCUACCACGUGCCCAUGUACCAGCCCCUCGUCUAUGGACCCUACGCACAUCCACCAUACUACUAUCCAGAAUACCCGUUACCGGUAGAGGGUGAUACCGGCGACAAAGGUCCAGAUGAGUAUGCGCAGGAAGUAGUGAUGGAACAGGAGGCGGUGGAUGCUUAUUAUGCUGGCACACAUUAUGCGUUCGCACCACCGGUCGAGGGCAGCAUGGAGUAUAUGCCACCGAUUUACUUACAACCUCCUCCACACCCCCCACAUAUCCCUAUUCAGCAGCAACCACCUCACCAAUCGACGCCGCAUCAGUUUAAUGUGCAUGCGAAAAAUUUCGUUCAAGGCCAAAGUCACAACAAAAACUAUGCGUUGCCAGAAAACAAGAACCACGAACAUAAAACUCCCACGGCGACGGUGUCGGCUACUGCCUCAGCUGGAUCUGUGGAAUCAUUGCCAAUCAAAGAUCUCAAAAUUACUAAUAAAGGCCCGAGUAGUCCUAAACAGGCUGACCGUCCAAGUGAAAGUAAUCAAACUAAACCGAUGACCGCUACCAGUGACAAAACAUCACCCGUUCAAAAAACUGAUUCAACUAAACCGGCCUGGGUACCUAAUGACAACAAAGCACUGGAGAAUACUUCUAGCCAGGGACAACCGAUAAACAAAACAUUCCCUCCUACGGCAACAGCUAACAUUCAGGGAGCGUCUGUAGCUAAAACGCCACCAAUAAUAAGCAAAACAACAAAAGGACCUGCUGCUCCAUUUACUGGUGGCAAACAGUCAUCAACAACAAAACCAUCCGUGCCGCAGACCGUUGUACCUGUUCAACAGGCUGCGUCCACUCCAAAAGCACCAUUCGGAAACCGACAGAAACGAGAUGGUAUCUCAAACCGCUCACCUUCUAAUGAAAACCCAGAGAACCUCGAGAAGAUUAGUGCACCCAUUGAGCAGCAUUCAAAACGGGAGCCACCUUUGCCACCAAGCAAGGCUCCAAUGCCUAUUUCGAUAACACUACAUUCGCAAGGUCAACCAUUAAUUGUGACGAAUAAAUCACCAUUCGGCCAUUCCAGGAAGGUAGCCCCAGCGCCGGAACCAUUGCCGAUUCCCCAACCUCCACCACCUGCUCCUACUGCAUCCGACUUUCCACCUCCUCCAACGCCUAGGAAUCGUGGAGAACCUAUUCCUGCACCUGUGGUACAACCUCAACCACAGCCAGCCCCUGGUAAAUCAUGGGCCAGUUUGUUCUCGAACAAGGCUGCGAUUGUUACAACUACCCCUGCUCCUGCUCCUACCACGACUAUCACUACUACUACAACUUCAGAAGAACCUUCUAGCCCUACUUCUGUUACCCCCAUACCCUCUGCCAGUGUCCAGAAACCUGUCGCUAAAGUGCCUCCCUUUGAUGCUUCGCCACUGCAGACCACAGUCGUCGACAAAACUUCGCCUACGCCUCGUACCGCUACUAAUGCCGGUCCUACGGUGUCGUACUCUGAGAAAACUUCUGUGAACGCCGUGAGCAAUGUAAAUACCCCGGCCGGUACAAAAUCUCCGGCCGCCACUCAAGUUGCUUCAGAAAUCCGCGAAAUGCCCAUACAAAAAGAACCUACACCUGCUCUUCCCAUUGCGCCAUCACCGUUUAGUGACGACCCAAACUCGUAUAGAAUGGGAGAAUUCCUGACCAAAUAUCAACUGGAUAAUCGGCCAGUGUCUCUCCUGCCGCGCGGUCUCACAAAUCGUUCCAAUUAUUGUUAUGUGAAUUCGAUACUACAGGCUCUUAUCGCCUGCCCACCUUUCUAUAACAUGCUCAAGUCAUUGCCGUAUCAAACACGUCGCGGCAAAUCUAGCACGCCUGUAAUUGAUUCAAUGGUGGAGCUGUGCUACGAGUUCAGCCCCGCGGCGGGCGGCGGGGCUGGCGGGGCGGGCGGAGCGCGGGGCGCGCGGCGCGGCGCGGAGGGCGGCGGCGCGGGCCCGCCGGGCGUGCCGGGCGGCCCGCCGCUGGACGGCGCGGCCGGGCUGCGCGUGCUGCGCGCGCUGCGACCCUUCCCCGGCUCGCAGGAGGGCCGCCAGGAGGACGCCGAGGAGUUCCUCGGCUGCCUCCUCAACUCGCUCAACGACGAGAUGCUCGAGCUCAUCAAAUUAGUAGAACCUGAAGAACCUAAAGAUGCUAACGGUCAACCUAACGGCGUUAUUCCUCAGGAACAAAAGCCAGAAGAGGAUGACGAUGAUGAUGAGUGGAAGGUGAUGGGUCCGAGAAACCGCGGCGCCGUGGAGCGUCGGUGGGCGGCGCGGCGCACGCCGGUGGGCGACAUCUUCCGCGGCCGCACGCGCCUGCGGCUGCACCGCGCGCCGCACCACGACGUCACCGACGCCGUGCAGCCGUUCUUCACGCUGCAGCUCGACAUCGAGCGCGCGAACAGUGUCAAAGAUGCCUUGGAGCUGCUCGCCGGCAAGGACACCCUCGAAGGAGUCUCCGAUGCCUGGCAACAACUAUCACUGGAGCAGUUGCCUGUAGUCCUACUUCUGCACCUUAAGUGCUUCCAGCUCGAUCCGGAGGGACAUACCGCCAAAAUCGUCAAGAAUAUCGACUUUAACAUUGAUCUCAAAAUCGAUCCCAAAAUUAUGUCUUCAAAGCUGAAGUAUUCACAAAAACAGAGACUAUACAAGUUGUUUGCUGUUGUAUACCAUGAGGGAGUGGAAGCAGUGAAAGGACAUUAUGUCACGGACACUUACCACGGACAGGUUGGCUGGCUCAGAUAUGACGACUCGACAGUGACUCAAGUGGGUGAGGCACAAGUACUGAAAGCCAAGCCUCCACGCAUGCCCUACCUGUUGAUGUACCGCCGUCACGACACGCUUCCGCCACCAGCGCCACGCCCGCGUCCCGAAUGAGGGGCCAUUCGGCAUGCUUGCCACGCUCGUCACACUUGUCCCACACCACCGGCGACCGUAUGUUAUUGUUCUAUAAACUUUGAGAUUAGUGCCAGUUCAGUCCAAAUCUGGCGCCGGAUAUAGAUUCAACGAAAAUGCCAAAGUCCUGAUUGUGGUACUGGUAUUAGAAAUGUUCUCAAAUAUUGAAUAAUCAUUUGCACUUUGCCGUCACAUGUCGGUUUGAGCGCACAAUAAUAUAUUCAA
This is a messenger RNA of Achroia grisella, 3823 nucleotides long. RefSeq names its product ubiquitin carboxyl-terminal hydrolase 10 (gene Usp10). NCBI's taxonomy places the organism in Eukaryota, Metazoa, Arthropoda, Insecta, Lepidoptera, Pyralidae. The transcript has 10 exons. The coding region runs from base 113 to 3580 and encodes 1155 amino acids. Gene Ontology annotation, molecular function: cysteine-type deubiquitinase activity; cysteine-type endopeptidase activity. Gene Ontology annotation, biological process: protein deubiquitination; DNA damage response, signal transduction by p53 class mediator; regulation of autophagy. Gene Ontology annotation, cellular component: nucleus; cytosol. The record is from RefSeq and is a predicted model, not a curated record.